ACAUUUCAUUUUGUUUACUCAUGCUCUAAUUAGUUUGAUCAUUUGAGCUGAAAUGCCUUAUCAAACCCUUGCUGAUUUUGACUGUAAUGAACACUCUAUCCAGCAGGGGGCAGGAUGUGUAAAAUUACGUUACAAGGCGUUUUGUCCAGCAGGGGGCAGCACUGUGUACACAGACGAGGAACCCUUCCGGUUCGUAGUUUUUACUGUCCGGACACUUCUGUAAACAAAACUCAUGAGGACAUAAGCUUAGUGUUAUAACCUCUGAUGGACACAGAAAUCCACCGCGCUUAAUUUGUCCUUUAUGUCCCUCUUUUAAACCGGAACAUUUAAAGCCUGUCAAGCCGCUGGUCAUGUUAUUCCUCCGGUUAGCGGCUCGGAGCUGCAGAACUCUGGCCGCUCCUCGCUGUCUGCCAGGCGGCUGCAUCACCUCCAGAAGCACCGCUUCAUACGUCCAGGGCCAGAGCCCCGAACCCCGCAUCAGGGAGUAUUUCUACUACAUCGACCAUCAGGGACAGCUGUUUCUCGACGACACCAAAGUGAAGAACUUUGUCACCUGCUUUAAAGAUAAACAGUUCCUGGUUUUCUUCUUCAAUCGCCUGCGAAUCAAUCAGAGCGGGCGUUACGAGGAGGAUUUUCCCUUCUUGUCUCUGUGUGGCAGAGAGAGGAACUUCCUGCGCUGCGAUGACAGACCGGUGGUUUUCACCCACCUGCUGCCAAACCCGGCAGGAGACCUGGAGCUGCUGUCGUACUGCGGCGGCGCUGAGAAGCUCUCCAUACCUUUCCAACCGGAGGCGCUGUACAUGCAUCCUGUCAGCGGUCGGGUUUAUCAUCCCGGUCCAGAGUUCUCGGGAAGGGUCGGACUGGUCAGGUCGGCCCUGGCCAUAGAGCUCAGUUCCAGCUUUGUUUAUCCACCACAGAGUGGCCAGUCGGGACAGCCCACACACUUUCUGUGGAAAGGACAGAAGCACAGACUGACCAAUGAGCUGGCAGGAUGCUUCCCCGCAGUAGAGCAGGGGGGUGGGCAGCAGGGGGAGCUGGGAUAAUCUUCAAAACUGGUCAAAGGUGUAAUUCGGUUUAUAAAAUCUGAAAUCGGUUUUCCUCUCUGAGCUAAAACUGCUGCUGUAAUUAAAUCCCGUGUGUUCUCACUAUGUGACGUCCUAUCAGAGAAAAGAUACUUAAAAUCUGAUCAGAUAA
Messenger RNA from Fundulus heteroclitus (mummichog), 1194 nucleotides. RefSeq names its product chromosome unknown C8orf82 homolog (gene cunh8orf82). Lineage: Eukaryota; Metazoa; Chordata; Actinopteri; Cyprinodontiformes; Fundulidae. The record is from RefSeq and is a predicted model, not a curated record. The coding region runs from base 351 to 1043 and encodes 230 amino acids. The transcript has 3 exons.